AGUUCAAUUCAGUAAGCUAACACGAAUACAAGCCUAUUUCGUAACAUUAUCAAAGAUGGGUUCAUCAAUGAAAAACACAGAGUCUGGACAUAUUCUUAGAGAUGACCGAAUAAUAAUAGAGCGAAAUUCCUAUAGAUCCAUACAAUUGUGAGAAAACGUUUUUCUCACAGCAUGAUGAUCUUAGCCGCUUGAUAAUAUUUUAGUCUACUUUUUACCACAUUCUAUCUAUUCGAGUGUAAAUGCUUCGUUUUUUCUUGAUUAUCAAAUAAAAACAGACAGUGCAAUUCAAAUCUUUCUCUACCUCCCUAUACAGCUAUACAAAUCCAUUGGAUCUAAUUUCUGACUUCAUAAAUAUCUAAACACAUGUCCAUCCAAAACGUUCGCCAAGAUGUGUUCUUCAAAUCAAUUUGCAUUAAUUCAACUUUUGCUAUUCCAUUCCAGCAACCUUAAAUCCACAGACCACAACUUUCUUCAUCACCUCUGAAUCACCGACCACAACAUUACUAUGCUAUAUAAUACCUGCCGAUGUGGCGCAGUCUACUGGCUAUCAAUCACCACCAGAGCAACCGACAUCUUCCUCAUCAACCGCCAGUCGACAAAUAACAACAACAACAGCCACCCCGACCAUUUCAACAACUAUUACCACCAUCACCAUCCUUUCAACAACUGUUACAACAACAGCAACAACAGAGACGACUACAACUACUUCAUCAACCAGCACCACAACUACCACAACAACGGAGACAACUACGACCACUUCAACAACUACCACAACCACAACAACAGAAACCACAACAGCAACUUCAACAACUAGCACCACAACAACUGAGACGGCUACAACAACUAGCAUAACCACAACAACAGAAACGACCACAACCACAACAACAGAAACGACCGCAACCACAACAACAGAAACAAUCACAAUCAUAACAACAGAAACGACUACAACAGUUUCAACAACUAGUACAACAACAACAGAAACGACUACAACAGUUUCAACAACUAGUACAACCACAACAGCAGAGUCAACUAGUGAGAUCCCAACGAGCAGUGCGACGAUAAUUAUGAGCGAAUCCUCCAGCGAAGUAACUUCUUUAAGAUCAUCGUCGAAUACAUAUAUGACUGCUUCUACCGGUGAUACAACAAAAGAAUCAACUGAACAAUCAUCUUUUGCUUCCACUCCAGCAUUAAAUACGUCUCAAUCGUCUACUGUAAGUUCAAUUUCAACUGCAAGUGGAAGCUCGAUCAUGUCUUCAUUAGAUGUGACAAGAUACACUAGUUCGAUCAUGAAUGUUUCUGAAAUGAUGUUCAGUGAUACUACGCGUUUGCAAACAUUAUUAUCGUCAGCGCCAGUAUCAGUUUUCACAUCUGAAACGGAUUAUACUACGACUAUUUGCCAUACGUUUCCCCAUGAAUUGUUCACAUCAGUGAAUAGUGAAACAACAACGACGACAACUCCUUCACCAGUAAGUUCUGGAUUAUUGUGA
This is a messenger RNA of Rotaria sp. Silwood2, 1487 nucleotides long. NCBI's taxonomy places the organism in Eukaryota, Metazoa, Rotifera, Eurotatoria, Philodinida, Philodinidae. The record is from the annotation of a GenBank genome assembly.